AUGGAUGAUAUCCACACUCUGCUCCACUUGGGAGCUACGAAGUCCUACGGACUAACGUGCUGCCCUCUCUGCAAUUCAUCUGGGUCUCUCGACGCCCCCGAAUUGAUUGACCACGUCUUGCAACACACCCACGACUUUGCCUUGCGGGCACUGCCGUGGCCCAAACACAGGGAUCAUGCCCGAAGCCUACCGGGCACGUACGACUCGAAAAUCCCCAAUGCGGACCUUGUAAGAUCGUGGUUGGAUGAUGUUAUUGAAGAAACUACGGACUCAAUUGCUGCACAGCUGGAUCUGAGGUCCUGGGACAGAGCUACCCAGGAUCCUAACGAAGAGUGCAGCGGCUUCGACUACUUCGAGAAGAAUGACUAUUUCGCGGACUGCUCUAGUAGCGCCUCUCUCGCGGCCCUGUCAGAGCAGUCUGGCAUGCACUCAUGUACUGCAGCAGUUUCGGGCCUUGAAGAAGCUGUCCACCGGGAUGGUUUAUCCUCGGCGGCGAGCGUUAUCGCAGUCAUUCAACUGACAGGAAACCUCGUGAAGCUUUGCGGGAUCUACAUUCAAGAGGUGAACGAGGCACGAGACGAGAUUUUAACCCUACAAGGGGCAAUUUUAGGCCUCCAAGGAACACUCCAAGACCUGCAGAAACUCCUCCAAAGUAACGACGGAGAGGCUCUACCUACCUCCUCACGACUUGUCAGCAAUAUUACCGAUUGCGUCUUCGACCUCCGAGCCUUACAGGCGAGACUUGAUCUAGGAAAUCGAAAGAAGCUGACGAGGGAGAUGGGAUUACGAGCCUUAACGUGGCCCCUUAAACGCACAGAGGGGGAGGGCGUUGCCCAGAACCUCGAGAGAUACCAAUCUUCAUUUCUCUUAUCUUUACAGGUGGAUCAGAGUUCUAUGGAUCUUAAGAAGUUAGAAGGUGCGAUAGAGGCAGGAUUUGAGUCAUUCUCCGAUCGAGACGAAGUCCAAUGUCUCCAAGGCACUAGGACCGAAAUUCUUCAUCAGAUAAUGGAAUGGGCAAUGUCGCCUUCCCAAAAAAGCAUCUUCUGGUUAAAAGGAAUAGCUGGGACAGGAAAAUCCACGAUAUCCCGGACUGUGGCAAAAUCUCUUGAGGACACUAACCACCUAGGUGCUAGCUUCUUCUUUAAGAGGGGUGAAGGGGACCGAGGGAACGCUAAGAAGUUUUUUCCGACACUAAUAUGGCAACUGAUGCUCAGAAUUUCAGAGCUAAGGUCUAGCGUACAGAAGGCACUCUAUCACGACCCUAACAUUAUGUCUAAAACUCUUAGGGAGCAGUUCGAGAAAUUACUCCUUCAACCGCUGCUCAAUCUUGACCAACUUGGCCGACAACCUCAAACCGCUGUGAUAGUGAUCGACGCUUUAGACGAAUGUGAACAUGACCACGAUGUCCGGAACAUCAUUCGAUUACUACCUCUUCUACAGAAGGCAAAGGCUGUUCGCCUUCGGAUCUUCUUAACAAGCAGACCUGAACUCCCAAUCAGCCUCGGCUUUAAAGAGAUCGCGGAUUAUGAAUAUCAAGACCUUGCUCUUCACGAGAUAUCCGAAGAAGUGAUAGAACACGACAUACAUUUAUUCCUACUAGACCGAUUUGCGAAAAUUCAACACGAUAGGAAUAUUUCUAAAGAUUGGCCCGGCGACAACAUCAUCCGAGAACUAGUCACUAUGUCCGCUCCACUGUUUAUUUCGGCUGCCACUAUUUGCCGUUAUAUCGAAAAUUCGGAAUGGGACCCUAAAUUACGCCUCGCAGAGUUUCUAACUGACCAAGCCAAAUAUAUAUCGAGAAUGGAUAAGACGUACCUACCAAUUCUAACGCGACUUCUGGACGAUCAAGAGAGUGAUGAAUCGGAGCAGCAGCAGCAGCAGCUCCUACAAGAGUUCCAGAAUACAGUCGGUGUUAUCGUCCUUCUUGCUGUUCCGCUUUCUAUAAAUGCGCUGUCGCAGUUUCUAGGGAUAGGAGCAGACAAGAUUAGCAAUCUAUUGGAUUUAUUCCGAUCGGUGUUAAGCAUUCCCGGUGACCGAAAUCAGCCUGUUAGGAUUCUACAUCUAUCUUUUCAGGAUUUUUUGGUCCAGUCUAAAACCAAGUUUUUGGUGGAUAAGCCAAAAAAGCACAAAGACAUAGCUAAGUUCUGUCUCAAAACUAUGCGGAGUCAUCUACAGAAAGACAUCUGUAAUCUAGCAAGCCCUAGAACGCAUAGGGCAGACAUCGACCCUCAACAUAUCCGCCAGUAUCUACCACCGGAUUUACAAUACUCUUGCCGCUACUGGAUACACCAUCUCGAAAAAAGUCAGGCUUUAUCCUCCGAGAUAGAAGAUGUGCGACUAUUCCUACAGAAGCAUUUCCUACAUUGGGUAGAAGCCAUGAGUCUUCUUGGCCUUACAUCCGAAGUUGUGAAAAUAAUCAAUCUAGUACAAACGGCCAUACUUGGAGACAUUGAACAUGAACUUGCAGACUUUCUACAUGACGCAUAUAGAUUUGUCCUCAAGAAUAGACAAAUUGUCGAUGUUGCACCCCUUCAACUUUAUUGCUCAUGCCUUGUGUUUGCACCUAAACAUUCAAUAAUUCGGAGACUGUUCUGUGGGGAGCUCCCAUCUUGGAUUUCUGGGUUGCCAAAUACUGAAAAAGAUUGGAGCGCAGAGUUACAAACCCUAGAGGGCCAUGCUGGUUCGGUUCGUUCGGCGGCCUUCUCGCCAGACGGACAGCUAGUCGCGUCCGGCUCGACGGAUAAAGCUAUAUGGCUUUGGGACACGAUAGGCACGCUCCAGCAGACCCUAGAGGGCCAUUCUGGCUUGGUUCAAUCAGUGGCAUUCUCGCCCGAUGGCCGGCUAAUCGCGUCUGGCUCUACGGAUGAGACUGUACGGCUCUGGGAUACGGCCACAGGCAGUCUACAGCAGACUCUUGAGGGCCAUUCUAGCUCGGUGAACUCGGUGGCCUUCUCUCCCGCCGGCCGACUACUGGCGUCCGGCUCUGCGGAUCGGACAGUGCGUCUAUGGGACACGGUGACGGGUGUGCUCCAACAGACUUUUGAGGGCCAUUCACAAGAGGUUCAUUCAGUGACCUUCUCACCCAAUGGCCGACUUAUCGCGUCUGGCUCUGCGGAUGAGACUGUACAGCUUUGGGAUACGGCCACAGGCGGUCUACAGCAGACUCUCGAGGCCCAAUCUAGCUCGGUGAACUCAGUGGCCUUCUCUCCCGCCGGCCGACUACUGGUGUCCGGCUCUGCGGAUCGGACAGUGCGUCUAUGGGACACAGCGACGGGUGUGCUCCAACAGACUUUCGAGGGCCAUUCACAAGAGGUUGAAUCAGUAGCCUUCUCACCCGACGGCCAACUACUGGCGUCCAGCUCUACGGAUCGGACAGUGCGUGUAUGGGAUACGGCGACGGGUGCGCUCCAACAGACUCUUGAGGGCCAUUCACACGAGGUUCAUUCAGUGACCUUCUCACCCAACGGCCAACUACUAGCGUCCAGCUCUACGGAUCGGACGGUGCGACUCUGGAACACAGCGACGGGCGUACUUCAGCAGACUCUCAAGGCCAAGGGCCAUUUACAUGAGGUUAAUUCAGUGGCCUUCUCGCCCGACGGCCAACUACUGGCGUCCAGUUCUGCGGAUCGAACAUUGCGGCUCUGGGACACAGCAACCGGCUCGAUCACGCAGAUUCUGGGGGAAGGUUGUGGUUCAAUUGCGUCAAUAGCCUUCUCAACCGACGGCCGAUCUGUAAUCACCAAUCUUGGACCCUUCGACAUCCGUUCCGAUAUCCAGUCCGGCCAUGAAAUUCCUCUUGAUAUACCACUGAAUAGCAUCGACAUAUCAGUGUCAGAUGGUCAGUGGAUCAAAAUCCACGGCAAAGAAGCCCUGUGGCUUCCUCCUGGAUACCGGCCUACCUGUAUAGCGACGUAUAGUAACACUAUCGCCCUUGGCCAUGCAUCUGGACGUGUCUCAUUUAUAUCGUUCUCCUCUAGUAGUGAUACACUAAUGUAG
This is a messenger RNA of Penicillium canescens, 3996 nucleotides long. RefSeq lists its product as uncharacterized. Lineage: Eukaryota; Fungi; Ascomycota; Eurotiomycetes; Eurotiales; Aspergillaceae. The transcript has 3 exons. Bases 1 to 3996 code for a protein of 1331 amino acids. Gene Ontology annotation, cellular component: transcription repressor complex; nucleus. Gene Ontology annotation, molecular function: protein binding. The record is from RefSeq and is a predicted model, not a curated record. Gene Ontology annotation, biological process: negative regulation of transcription by RNA polymerase II.